Messenger RNA from Spirometra erinaceieuropaei, 663 nucleotides. The record is from the annotation of a GenBank genome assembly. NCBI's taxonomy places the organism in Eukaryota, Metazoa, Platyhelminthes, Cestoda, Diphyllobothriidea, Diphyllobothriidae.
AUGCCGAUUGCUGUUAAGUUCGGCACCAUUCCACUUAAGAAUCGCACCUCGCGUGCCUCCCUUGUCAACAAAGACGCUGUAAGCGUUGAGUACGUUGAACCUACUGAAGUCUGUAUGGAGGCUUACCGUUCCAUUGACUCGGUACAUUUCCGACACAAUUAUAACGAGUUCAAGAAUUCCAGCUAUGUCGGUAUUCAAAGAUUGGAGCGCAGACGACGGGAGCUCCUUCAAACAAAGUACUUCUGCGUUAAUCAUCCAUCGCAUAUGCGUGAGGCGCGACUUCAGUGGAGUAAGCGGUAUGAGCAAGAGAUGGAAGAAGCCUGCAUUCGGAGAAGGGAGAAAAAGGACACGAACUGCUAUACUAUUCAAUUACCGGCACAAUGCUUUAAAAAGAUGGCGAACAAGGUGUCCGAGACGCCUGUACUUCCAGAGAAGAUCGAUUUGCCUCUGACACCGCGAUUAGUUAUCUCCAGAAGUUCACCGUCAACGCCCAGAGCAGUGAUUCAUGUAGAGAAGUCUGUCGAGAAGAUGUUCGUCAACGCAGACCGAGCAUUAAACCAGCUAUUCGCUGCCCCGCCCCCAAAAGUGUUCCAGCCAGGGGCGCUCUUGCGGAAGCGCACCGCUCUAAUUCCACCCAGAGAGCUCCUGCAGGAUUUGGAGUAA